ACGCGUAGUAGCAGCGAUAAGUAUGUCAACGUGCCUCGAAUUGUCGCAAUGCUGCCGGUGCUGCAUGAAGAGGCGAAGCGACAAAAUAAAUAUUUUUGUUACCUUGGAUGAGUUCGCAAGUCAAAUCUGUGACUUGCUUGUGGAUUGCGGCGGAAUAAUUGUUACAGAGGAUGAUGCAUUUUCCAAAUCAAUAUGCAGUUCCUGUCUGACCGACCUGUCCAAUGCGGUGCGAUUUCGCGAGCGAUGCCUUCAAACUGAUGGUAUUUUAAAACGAUCUCAGUUCGCCGGUCAUGAAUUAGCUGACGCCGACUUCAUCGCAGAAAAGUUGACCGAUACUGAACCGAUAGUUGAUGAACAUGAUCAACUAGAGAAUCUCUAUCUUGGGUUUCCGGAAACCGAACAACUGCAGCAGGAUUCAGUAGCAGAUGAUACUCAUCAUGAAUAUGAUGAAAACCAACUGAUCGUUCAAUCAAAUCUCACACCGACUGUAAGCGACCAUGACGAAACCACCGAUGUCCAACAAACAGAAAAAGUAAACGAUACAAAAACUUAUGAGCUUGGUGAUAACCCAGAGAAGAAAACGAACAAGAAGCUGUCAAGCCACAAAAAGAUGCCCCGACACAAGUCCUCAGAACAUAAAAUCAAACCAACCAGUAAACCUGCUGCUGGUACCGCUGAUGCGCCUAAGUAUAAAUGUAAAUUUUGCAAUUUAACGUUCGCUACCAAUAAUGGCUGCGCGAGGCAUAUGCGGAUCCAUACCGGCGUUAGACCGUUCAAAUGUGAAAUUUGUGGGGAAGGAUUUACCUUGAAAGGCACCCUCAAAAGACACAAGCUUAUCCACAGCAACGUGUGAAUUCGCCAAAAUGAACAUCUAAAGGAAACUUUCAGUAUAUAGCUUAUACGGAUUUUUAAUUUAAAAUACUCUAAAAACUGUUCUCUAAAAUCCAUGAGAAAUAAAUGAAUGUGAGUAAUUAAAACAA
Molecule: messenger RNA, 980 nt
Organism: Topomyia yanbarensis
Lineage: Eukaryota; Metazoa; Arthropoda; Insecta; Diptera; Culicidae
Product: zinc finger protein 112-like
Exons: 3
Coding region: 23-853 (276 amino acids)
Biological process (GO): regulation of transcription by RNA polymerase II
Cellular component (GO): nucleus
Molecular function (GO): zinc ion binding; DNA-binding transcription factor activity, RNA polymerase II-specific; RNA polymerase II cis-regulatory region sequence-specific DNA binding
Source: RefSeq, a predicted model, not a curated record